UUAUAAACUCACAGUUGUGGAGUGGAAGUCUUUUUUCAUCUUUGUCUUCAGAAAGAGAGGGACUUUUUUCUUACAGCAUGGAACUACUCAAAAAAUAAGCUGAAUUGUGUCUAUGAUUGAGUCUUCAGGAUUACCAACAUCACUGGACUUUUUAUUGGUUGGCCUCUUUCUCUUUUUGUAACUAUUUGUUUUGUCUAGUCUCUCCAUUCUGCCUUCUCUGGCUUGACUAGCUGAAGCCAUAUCCUGUGCAGUAAUCCAGUCCAGUGCUUCAGGGCAGCCUCAUAGUGUGCACUAUUGUGUACGGCUGAAAAAAGGAGGGGGUAGAGAGAAGGAACCCUGGCCCUUUGUGUGGGAAGGAUUCAGCAGGAAGGUGAUUUUGCGAUUACUUCAGCUUGCCAGCAGAGCAGGCUGUCUCGGAUCCACAUGCACACCACUGUCCGGUUUGCAAGCCACAGCCUCAGCCAGAGCUGCAUUACCGAGUGUGUUUGUGUAUGUGUGUCAAUGUGUGUGUGCGUGUUCUCCAAGUGGCCAACAGCAACACCGGGCUUCUCCUUCUGAUGAUGUGAGUAGACGUCAGACUGGCCCAUGAAUAUUGAUGUGGAGGAUAGUCUGUUUCAUAGAAGAACAGGAGGAAGCAAGAUGGCUGCCCUUUAGGAUUUGUUAAAGAGGAGAGCCAGACAGUUUGCUGGAAUUCUACGGAGUGGAGGGACAUAAAACGAGGACGCAUCAAGAGCAGCCUCGUGGAUGGACUCAGAGCAGACCAGAUGGAAACGGAAAAGGCCAGUCAUGCAACGGAAGAAAGUCUGAGUAAAGCACCAUUUGGCGUUGCACCUCCACAGACAGACAAACUAAUCAAUCAGCUGCAGAAUGGGAGCCCCUCACCUGAGGUUGGCUCUCCGCACCACCUCAAUGGGGAUUCUGUCUGGGGCCACUUCAACCCCAGCAAUGGUAACGGCUCGGGAGGCAACCCAAUGAAGAGACAUCUGGAAACCUGUUCCAGCCCAGACACCAUGCAGGGCCUGUUUGAUCAGACUGGCCUGUAUGGAAUGAAUGGUGAACUGAGAAACAGUCUGGGUGAGCAGCCACAGCUAGGCCCACACCAGCCCAAGAGACCCCGAGCCACAGACCUGCAGAUCAAUGGUGACAAGGAGAUGAAAGCAUGGGAGAACAGAGAGAGUAGUGGAGCUGAGGCGGGGCUGGAGGGAUUUCCUCAGCUGACCAAGCUACCACCACAGGAGGCAGGAGACUAUGAGUGCAACAAUACAGUGCAGGAUGGUAAACUCGACAGCAAAAUAAAUUUUAACCAACCCAACGGGGACAUUUUUUCACUGUCAAGGAGUAAACCAGUGUCAAUUUCUAAUGGUGCUAUAGAGACCUCAUCCUCAAUGGUGGACUCACCAGGUGACCUCUUAGAGAAAACCCUCUCUCAGUAUUACCCUGAGCAAGUGUCUAUCGCCAUGCAGAACAGCCAGUCACAGGCAGACAGAGAAGUGGACUCUGUUGUCAGCAGUGAUGGGCCUGAACAGAAUACCCAGUCGCCUUCCCUUACCUCAGGUUACCCGGUAUCAUCAUCCCAAAUGUCUGUGUCUGAGCAGCAGGCCAGGAUAUCCCCAGAGCUGCACGAUGGAAAUGGUGGCUUUGACAGCCAGUUCACUGUGAAUGGAUUCUCCAGCAGCUUUGGGGGGGAGCACCAGCAGCAUCCCCAGCAGCAGCACCCUCUUCCAGACCUCCCUGACUUGGAGCAACCUCACACUCUAGACCAGGUGCCUGGGAUGGUUACUCCUCAACAGGUCAGCCCUGGCUCUCAGGUCCAGAAUGGUCCUGAGCGCUUCCACAUGAACCCAGAGGGCCCCAGCAUUUUUUCCAAACCCAACCCAGAGUUCGGCCAGGAACCCUACCUCCCCUCAAUAGACUCAAGCACUCCUCUCCACCCAAACAAGGACAAUGGAUUUGGGCCAUUUAGUGGCUCAGUGGGCACCCCAAGCACUCCUGACGGCCAGCAGCACCUGCAGUACGGUGUGCAGUCGAAGCCCGGCCCGGCGGAGCAUUCCGCACUUCAAGGCCCUCCAGGCCAGGGCCCUCCCUCACUCCCAUCUCCCAGGACGAGUACUGACAGGGAGUCAGAGCCUCAGGCUGGCCCCACACUGAUGCAGGCUCAGCAAUGUGGCAAGCUCGACAGUGAGAAAACUCUCACCCACACACAGGGAAUGUCACAGAGAGCUGAGUCCUGCCCCCAGAUGGGUUGGAUUGACCUGAACUCCCAGGUGUCUACGCAGUCUUCUGAUAUGCCACCCAUGUGGGAUGGUCUUCCUCCUCAAACCCCAGGACAUCAACAGCCUCCGCCAUCUCAGCAGAGCCCAGGGCAAUCACAUAAGCCCAGUACCACACAGGGCCACCUGACGCAGGGCUUUAACCAGCCAGGCUAUCAGCAACAGCAGCAGCAGCAGCAGGAUUGUCAGACACAUGAGUGGCAGCAAAGGGCCUCUAAACACUCCCCCACAGGGCCUCUGCCAGGACCGCCCAAACUCCAGCACAUGCCCCAGCAUUGUAGCCUUCCACCACAGCAGACAGAAAACCAGUUCUGCCCUCAGCCAGAACACUUAGGGAAAGACCAAGACCUAGAACAAAUACUGUCUCCCAACUUCAUGCUUCCUCCCAACCCACAGCAGGAGGGACAUCAGGUGACUAAUACACUUCAGCGCCAGUGCUCUCGUGAUCCCUCAAACACAACAGGCCAGCCUUCAGAUCACUCGCAAAGUACCCUGGACCCAGAGCUCUUAAACCGCCUCAAGAUGGAAAGCUACAUGAGGUCAGAAAAGCAACAGCAGCAACUUAAGUCUCCAACAUACAGGGCACAACCAGGCACAUCACCACUGCCCGUGUUAAGCCCCUCUCACAGACCCAACCCACAACUUUCACAAAACGAUCGGUCUAUGUUUGGCUUUGGUGGGACAGAGGGGAUUGGCAUGCAGGACAACUUCAACAAAGUGAUGGAGAUGCAAAAGCAACAGCAGCAACACUCACAACAAAGACAGUACAGUGCAACUCCCAGCCCUCAAAGACAAUACCCUCAGCAGCAGCAUCACCUCAGUCACCAUAGCAGGAUGCCCAACCACGUGGAUAUGUCACAAACACCCUCGAACCAGAUGCUGCGACCAGCACCACUCCACCAGACACCACGACAGAUGUAUCCCAAAACUGAACUCCCAGAUCCCUGUGCCCAAUACCAGCAUAGCUCACUACCGAUCCCUGGAGCACAAGGGGACUUCCAGAGACAUGCUGCCCUGCGCAUGCACCUUCUUCAAAAGCAGGAGAGGCAUGGUGUUCCACACUGUCCAAACGACAUCCGCCAUGGCUUUCCGCCUAUUAAGCAAGAAAAUGGACCCAGGUUCGAGGCGCCACAUAUGAUGCCUCAGCUGGAUGGGCGGCGGCUGCUGCCAAAUGGUGGUGGGCCACCCGUUGUGAAGCAAGAGCCGUCAUCCUCCACCUGUGACCAGCAGCAAAGAAGCAUCCUUGCUACCAUGGAGCAGCAGCUGCGCCAGUACCAGCUCUCGCCAGUGUUUGAGAGGAAGUCACUGGUGGUGAAAUCACCCAAUAAAGUAAAGGUGGAGAUGUCUGGUGGGGUGACAGUGCUUUCAACAAAUCUCGGCAUGAAUGGCGCGGAGGAUGCAAAGCCACCAGAAGUCAUGAUGAAACAGGAGCCAGGCCUUCAACAUUUCCUGGAGUCUCCAAUGAAGCUCUUAGAUACACCCAUAAAGAACCUCUUAGACACACCGGUGAAGACACAGUAUGAGAUCCCACCUUGUCAUUGUGUUGAGCAAAUCAGUGAAAAAGAUGAAGGUCCAUAUUACACCCACCUGGGGGCAGCUCCCAAUAUUGCAGCAGUUCGCGAAAUUAUGGAAAAGAGGUCCGGCUUCAGUGGCAGUGCCAUUCGAAUCGAAAAGGUUGUGUACACAGGCAAGGAGGGGAAGAGUACUCAAGGCUGUCCUAUUGCCAAAUGGGUCAUUAGACGAGGGAGCACAGAGGAGAAGCUCCUAGUUCUGGUUCGUGAACGUCCAAGACACAAGUGUGAGACAGCCUUCCUCAUAGUGGUGAUACUGAUUUGGGAGGGCAUCUCCACCAGUUUGGCUGACCACAUGUACUCAGAGUUGGCUAACACUCUGACAAAGUAUGGCGCCCUCACCAACCGCAGAUGUGCACUCAAUGAAGAGAGAACGUGUGCCUGUCAGGGCAUGGACCCUGAUGCCUGCGGAGCCUCUUUUUCGUUUGGAUGUUCCUGGAGCAUGUACUACAAUGGUUGUAAAUUUGCCAGAAGUAAGAUCCCACGUAAAUUCAGGCUUCUUGGGGAUGAUCCUAGAGAGGAGGAGAGGUUAGAGCAUAGCCUCCAGAGUCUUGCAACGAUAAUGGGCCCAGUGUAUAAAAAAAUGGCUCCAGAUGCAUAUAGCAACCAGGUGGAGCAUGAGCAUCGAGCUCCAGACUGUCGGUUAGGUCUGAAGGAGGGACGGCCAUUCUCUGGGGUCACUGCCUGUCUAGACUUCUGUGCCCAUGCCCACAGAGAUCUACACAACAUGCAGGGAGGCAGCACUGUGGUGUGCACUCUGACAAGGGAGGACAACCGUGAGAUUGGGAAGAUCCCAGAGGACGAACAGUUGCAUGUGCUCCCACUGUACAAAGCGUCCAACACUGACGAGUUUGGCAGUGAGGAGGGCCAGUUACAAAAGAUGCGUACAGGUGCCAUCCAGGUGCUCAAAGCCUUCCGUCGGCAAGUGCGCAUGCUUGCUGAACCUGCCAAGUCCUGCCGGCAGAAGAAACUGGAUGCCAAGAGAGCUUCAGCCAAUAAACUGGCUGGGCACCCUGACACACCUAACUCCAAGGCAGACAAGGCUGCUCAAGCAAAGAAACAGAGCACUUAUGAGAAUACACAGCAGAGUGCACCAGGAGCCCUUGGAGCUUCCCUGCAGCAGCCCCACCCUCUUGGGCCCCCUCCGCAGCACCAGCAGGGUCCUUUCCCUGGUUCUCCCCACCACGCAGGAUAUCCCAGGUUUCCUGGCUCUCCCAGUCCAUUUCCCAGCACUUCAAAGCCAGGUGGCUUGUACCCACAAUCACCUGUGUCGGCAGGUCCCUACCCACCAUCUCUUCAUGCGCCAAAUUCAUAUAUGAAUGGAGGAAAUCCAGGAAGCCCCUAUCCAGGUGCUCUCACACCCAACAUCUACCCUGGAUAUCAGUGCAAUGGUGGGGUGGCCAUGGAAAACUACCACCCUUUCUAUCCCAACGGUCCAAAGCACCUGGAGAUGUAUAGGCAGCAGAGGCCACCCAUGUACCCCGAACAGCAAUAUGGGGGUCAUCAGCGUUAUGGAGUUGCCUAUCCCCCACAUUAUAGUGAGCCAGGACUUCAAGUCAAUGGCUUCAGCAACUGUGCUGUUAGGCCUGGGAUGGUGGGGCCAUACACCUCUUACCCUCCCAACGGGGGUCCUGAUGCCCAGUUCUUAGAAGCUAUGUCCCGGCCUCCUUCAUCCCAUCCUGGUUUGGACUAUUCCCCUAUGAACAAAGGCAGUCAGUUCAGUAGGUAUCCAAACUCAUACCUGUCACAGAACCCUCAAAUGUUUGCCCCUGGCCUGGACCCUUUGCAGAUGCAAAUUAAGUCUGAGAUGGGCUUGCACGGUGCUAAUGGAAUGCCGCAGGGACUUCCACCUCUCGGCAGUGAAUGCCUGCCACCUGGUGCUCAGCCUCCGUUUGGACUACAUAAUGGCAGUAUGCAGAGCCCACUUGUAAAACAGGAGCCCGGCGCCCAGAUUCCCACCACACCAAAGAAGGAAGAUGUAUGGUCAGACAAUGAGCACAACUUCCUUGACCCUGAUAUUGGAGGGGUCGCAGUGGCACCUAGCCAUGGCUCUAUACUUAUAGAGUGUGCCAAGAAGGAGCUGCAUGCUACUACACCACUGAAACAGCCGAACCGCAUGCAUCCCACACGCAUCUCGCUGGUGUUCUACCAGCAUAAGAACAUGAACGAGGCGAAACAUGGGCUAGCUCUCUGGGAAGCCAAGUUGGCCGAGAAGCAACGGGAGAAAGAGGAGGAUGCUGAACGAGGAAUUGAGAGCACACCGAGCAAGGGUCACAAAAAAGUAAAACGUGAACCUCCAGAGCCCUCUGAGCUAACUGAGCCGCCCUACAAGCGUUUCAUUCAGACCCUGACAGAGAGGUCCAUGUCCUCCACAACCAACUCCUACGUUGGCACAGCCCCUUAUGCCUUCACCAAGGUCACAGGGCCAUACAACUGCUUCAUGUAGGCAGGCUGGUCCCUAUGUUUUCAGUAUCUUUAUGCAGAAACACAAUCUACUCAGUGAUGGUGGAAGUGUUGCUGCAGAAGCAAGAAAAGGACCUUGGGUUAACCUUGAGAGUGCACCCUCUGAGUGAAUCGGCACCCUGGAGCAAAACACUGCAUCACCAGAACUGCUGGAGCCAACUUGGAAAAGAUCAGAAACAUAGAUCCCAUCAGGUUGUGUCACCCCUUGAGAGAUCAAGCUUUACUGACUAACCUUAAGGAGGUAUUUAUUUAAAGUUCUGUUGUUUUUUUACAAGAUAAACACUGUUCUACUUUUCUGGUGCUUUUAGUCCAAUACAGCAGGACAAAUAUUACUGGAAACAAAGUUUCAUUUUGGUGGCUUUACAUCGUUGAAUCUAAAGGAAUAAUGUCUAAAUAGAAAUUAUCUUUGCAGAAAACACUGAACAUAUUCUUGGUGCUACAGAUAAAGAGUGUCUUGUGUUAAAAUGCCUUCAUAAUCAUUUUGGUGCGAACAUGCUGUCAUUCAAAGGCUACUACAGGUUAAAUAAUAUUUUUAUUGAUUCAAUGGUGGCUAUUACCAGAAUAUCAUUAGUAGCAGUAACAACAACAAAACCAAACAGCUACAAAAAGUUUUACAGUGUAUUUGAUGCAUUAGUUCGGUUUAUCUUUGAAUUGGGUUUUAUCGAUUAGACAGACUUUAUUUCAUGAAUUACGUACAGUAAUGACACGGUUGUUAUUCGUCUGCAAUAUACAAUUGAACCAUCAUGCAAACAUGGAAAUUGUCGGGUGCUUUUCCACAGGUUUCACCAGUCCUUUAUAUGUACUUUCUAUUUAAUGUAUUUUGAGCCAUUCAAAGGUGCAUUUUUUACUAUAUACAGUAAUAUUUUUAGGGGUCAGAAAAACACAUCUGCCAGGGGGUCAUAUGUUUUCCUUAAGGGUGACGUUUUCAUCAGAAUUGAUAGUUCUAUAGGUGAACAGCACAUAGAACAAACCUAGAGUCAAGGUAUUUGACUCCUUUUCAUUUUAGUCAUGUGACUGUUGCGUUGAUCAUGUUUCUCACAGCAUGCGGGUGAAGCUCAAGGAACAGGGUUAGGUCUAUGUUAGCAUCAUGGUUUCUAAGGCAGCUGGCUUGCUGUGGGGUCCUCAGAUAAUAACAGUAAUCUAGAUGUAUGAUUAAAAAGUUGAUAUUUGUACAGUAAAUUAAUUCUUUUUUUUCCUCAAAUUUAGGCUUUAGGCUUUAGGUUUUAGUACUGUAAAAAGUAAUACUUCUUGUUUGGAUUUCAACUGAGUUUUAUUUUCAGAUGGUGCUAUCUCAACCUGUUAUAAACAUAUAAUGUGAGAAUCUUUAUUGGGGCAGUGAGAAGGCUUAUAAAAGAUGUACAGUACCUACUUGUCAUAUACCUCAGAACUAGUUUGGCAAUAGGAUUAUGAUACAAAGGCUUUUUUCAUUUCUCCACGUCCUUUCCGUAUGGCUUCAUAGCACUUCACAUUUUAACAGAUGUAGUCAUCACAGUCUCACAAUACCUUCAAGCCAAUGCAAGGCUAAGUUCAUUAGUUACUUUCUUCACACUUUAUCUAUUAGAGAGUAUUACUUGAACUUCAAGCUUUGAUCUAAUAGCAAAAUCAGGGAUACUUGAGCUCAUUUUGUGCAUCACAACAUAAACAUAGCCUGUGUCAUUUAUGUUGUCUACUCUCCUUCAGGGAUUGGCCUUUGCAUCAUGAAUCCCGACAAAUUUACUUGUAUAUACUACAAACACACAAAUGUAACUUUGUAAGAAACAUUGAAAUUAUCUGCAUUUUUGUACUUAUGUUUUAGUGGAUUCUCGGUAAAGUUAAAAAUAAUAAUUUGAUGGUAUGAUAAUAUGCACUGAAUUGAUUAAAGGGAAGUAUGGCAUUGACUAAAUAAUUAGUGAAGCACUCGCUUUCUACUUAAAAAAAGAAAACAAGCCAGGGGAGUUAUGACCAUAGAUGCACAUUUACGUGCUCGUGUAUAGCUAAAGUAAAAUUUAUUUAUGACCACUAAACAUUUAUAUAAUACUCUUCUCCCUCUCUUCCAUUUAAUUCAAUGUGAUAUUUGGUGGGGUAACAGUUAUGUGAAACAUUUCCCCCAUUCUUACAUGUGUAAUCAUUUUCUGAAAGCACUUCAAUUAAUUUUUUUUUUUUCAGAAAAUAAAUGAAAUUAAAGCUUACAAACAUUUAUUUAAAGGGUAGAUUGUAAAUGUGUUGUACAUACCAUGUGUUUGUAUCACAAAAGUUUCUAUCUUUUUGUCAUGUUAAAUUCCUGUCAUCACAUCAGAAAUGUGUAGAAAAUGUAGUUUAUCAGAUGUAACUAUGGCCCAUGUUUCUUAAAACAAUCAUUGUUUUGUCUCUCUCAGUUAAUCUGUGGGUAGUUUUGGUCUUUCACAUAGACCCUGAUCUGUAGACCAAUGGGACUGAAAGAUGUCGCAGCUUACUGUCAAACAGCAGCUAUCUUUGCAGUAUCCACAGUAGAUUGUUGUUAGCAUCAAGUCAACUAGACAGAAUGAAUAGUAAUGAGAGAAUUAAAGUUUUUUGUAAAGUGAAAAUUUGAUGUUAAAUUUCGGUGUACAGGACCCAGCUUCAGUAGCAGAUUGUGAGGAGAAGAGAGGAAAGAGUGAUUAGGAUAUAGCGGGUGACAAGCAUAGCCAUACUUGAAGAAGCUUUUGAGUUUUUCUGAGUGGUGUCAACAUUACUUGAAUAACUUUUGACUAAUGCACAGAAGUGCGCAGCUCCGAAAUUAAGCUAGCAGUUCAUGUACACAAGUUGGUAUUUUGCAGACAUACAGACACUAAACGUUAAACAUAUAUUCUGCCUCGGUCCCCACUCCCCCAUCCCCAACCCCUAAACAAAACAGCUCCCCUUGUUCCCUCUGAAGUUUGGUAUGCUUAAAAUGGAAUUAUGGAUGGGUAUAAAUACUGUAAGUAUUGUAAUGUACUGAAGUACUGAAUGCAGUUUAUUUGAAAGCUGUUUAUUAUAUCAUUCCUGAUAUUGCUGAGAUG
Molecule: messenger RNA, 9300 nt
Organism: Engraulis encrasicolus (European anchovy)
Lineage: Eukaryota; Metazoa; Chordata; Actinopteri; Clupeiformes; Engraulidae
Gene: tet2
Product: tet methylcytosine dioxygenase 2
Exons: 10
Coding region: 765-6287 (1840 amino acids)
Biological process (GO): myeloid cell differentiation; positive regulation of transcription by RNA polymerase II
Cellular component (GO): nucleus
Molecular function (GO): DNA 5-methylcytosine dioxygenase activity
Source: RefSeq, a predicted model, not a curated record